Molecule: messenger RNA, 1539 nt
Organism: Colletotrichum graminicola M1.001
Lineage: Eukaryota; Fungi; Ascomycota; Sordariomycetes; Glomerellales; Glomerellaceae
Product: AAR2 protein
Exons: 1
Coding region: 1-1539 (512 amino acids)
Biological process (GO): spliceosomal tri-snRNP complex assembly
Source: RefSeq, a predicted model, not a curated record
AUGACUUCCGGCGCCUCCAUCGACACCCCCAUCCGGCCCGCCCUCCUCAAAAAUUCGGGCCUGCCAAAGUCCGACUCUUCCGUCUCCACCACGGCUCAAUCCUGCAAAUCCAUCCGUGUCACCGGCGCCCAUCCCCUCGGCUCCCUGCACAUUCACCAACCCGUCGACUCGUCUUCUCGGUCACAAGAAACAGCCAUGAACCCACACACCGUCCCCGACGAUGAUGAGCCCCCGCCCCUGGGGCCCAUCGAGCCACACGACGCCGUCGCUACCCAGCGCGCGUCGCCUCAGCAUGAGCACUCACUCGGCGGCGGCGACAUCGUGCUGAUCAUGGACCUCCCCACUCACUUCACAGUUGGCUACGAUUCCGUCUCUUUCACCGCCCGCGACUUCCUCGGCGUCAGAGACAUCCCACCCGGCCCGCACUUCUUUUGGGUCUCGGAGACGGAGGCCAGCACCACGCGCUGUGGCUUCUGGAUCAUCAGCUCGGCCGCGGAGAAGAUUCAUGUCAUGCAGUGGGACAAGUUUAACGAGGUCAUCGGCGAGCCCGCCAGCCAGGUCGAGGCUCGCUUUCAAAAAGAUAACAUCCAAGACAUCUACUCCAGGUUGGCACCCUACCAGUUCCGCGCCCUAAACGCAAACGUCAAGUCUGCCACCUCCGGCUCGUCUAGUCCGGAGCCCGAGUUCGCUAGAAAUAUCAACAUCUGGCAGCAGCUCACCAACGCCAUCUCGGCCCCUCUCCUGAGUAGACUCACCACCCGCCAGCCGGGCAACUGGGCUGUGCACACAUCGGACCGUGUAAGAGGUGCUCUGAUGCUUCCUGCAGAGGUCGAGCUCGAAAAGCGGGUGCCCAGCGCCGUCGCGACCACCGAACUGAACUUCACCUUCAGCCAGGGCGCAAAAACGUACGAUGCGGAGACCGUUGGCGCCGCACGCACCGAGCAAGCCGUCGAUGCCACCGCGUACUUGCUGUCCACUGGCAUCAGUGACGACGACGUUGUGGGUGAGCUGCAGUUUGCCUUCAUCGUCGGAAUGCACCUCGGCAACGAAGCCUGCGUCCAACAGUGGUGGCACAUGCUGGUCUCCAUCGUUCUGAAGGCCUACACCCUGCCCCUCAAACGGCCUGAGAUGGCUCGAUCCCUCCUCCAGACAGUCACAGCCCAGCUCGUCUAUAACGAACGUUACCUUGAUGGAUCUGUUCUCGACUACGGCCCAUCAUACUCUCGCGAUCUCCGCAUGGCUCUCAUCGUGUACAAGCGACGCCUCAACGAAAUACUCCUGGCACUCAACUCACUUGCCACCCCCGAACAGGCUGCCGUCGGCCAGGCAUUCUCCGAACUCGAGACGUGGGUCUGGAAGUUUGGAUGGGACAUCAGAGGCGACUAUCUCCGAAAGGGCAAGAAGAUGCUUGAGGAUGGCGAGGAAGUGGAGUUGGAGAUGGACGACCUUGAGGCCGAGGACGAACGGGGUGAGUUCGCUGCUACAGUGGUCGAGCUGGACGAGUGCGGAAAGCAGAAGGAUCUUGUCUCGUGGGAUUAG